CUCUCAUCCGCCAAGUUACACCACCAUCCUCAACCACCACCCCUCCGCCAACACCGCAUCAGCGCAGGAACUCACGGCUGUGCUGUUGCGCGCUGCUUUUCCCGCUCGCAGCCUCCAGGCCCCAAUCCUACAUUCGCUGCGCCCUGGCUCUAGCCGCUGAUUGCGCCGCACAUGCGACGUGCAGGAACGUGGUUUGCCGACCAACCUUUCUGGAUAGCCUCGCAACAAGAACCCCCUUGAGCCAAGGGAGAGAGAGAGUGUGUGUGUGUGUUGCCCAUCAUCAUCACUCGCUCGUCAGCACGGCGCCGUGCGUCACCAAGACAAGGGGAGGCCUGGUCGCGUAGCCGCGGCCUGUACUCUCCUGCAUGGCUGGAACCAUGGACGAGCAUGUCGCCAUGGACGUAGACGAUCAUCCGAUGGAGGGCGUCGAGGGGACCAACGGCCUCGGGGCAAAGGACGACAACCUCGCAGAUGAGGACGACGACAACACGGCGUCUGACUAUCCCGGCUCCGACGAAUACAGUGAUGCAGAACCGGAUGAAGUCGCGCUGGACCAGCUUCGUCGCCGCGGCCUCCUCCCUACCGGGUGCUGCUACGAUGACCGGAUGAAGCUGCACAUGAACGCCGACUUCAGCCCCAACACACACCAUCCCGAGGAUCCCCGACGCAUUCACGAAAUCUUCAAAGCAUUCAAGAAAAUGGGUCUUGUGUAUACUGGGCCCGAAUCUGAGCUACCGCGCAUCAUCAAAGAGUGUCCGACAAAGUACAUGUGGAGGAUUCCAGCCCGUGCCGCCACCCGGGAGGAGAUCUGUCUAGCCCACUCCGCGGAUCACUUGGCUUGGGUCGAGAACCUCGAUACAGUCAGUACCUCGGAGCUCCGUGAGCUCACCAAGCGGUACGAUCAAGGCCGAGAAUCGCUUUACGUUGGGAGCAUGUCGCACUCUGCAGCUCUGCUCUCCGCCGGCGGCGCAAUCGACACCUGCAAAAACGUCGUCAAUGGCCAAGUCAAAAACGCUUUCGCUGUCAUCCGGCCACCGGGGCAUCACGCGGAGUGGGACGCACCGAUGGGCUUCUGCUUCUUCAACAACGUCCCCGUGGCUGUCCGUGUCUGCCAGCAGGACUACCCUGAUAUCUGUCGAAAGGUCCUUAUCCUCGACUGGGACGUGCACCACGGCAACGGCAUCCAGAACAUCUUUUACCAGGACCCAAAUGUUCUGUACAUUUCCAUUCACGUAUACCAGAAUGGCCACUUCUAUCCUGGAAAACCCCCGAACCCCAUGACCCCCGACGGCGGCAUCGAGAACUGCGGUACGGGUCCCGGUCUCGGCAAGAACAUCAACAUUGGCUGGCAUGACCAAGGCAUGGGUGACGGCGAAUACAUGGCGGCAUUUCAGAAAAUCGUCAUGCCGAUUGCCCAAGAGUUCAAUCCUGACCUCGUGGUGAUCUCUGCCGGGUUUGAUGCCGCGGAUGGCGAUGAGCUUGGGGGCUGCUUCGUUACGCCGGCGUGCUACGCCCACAUGACGCAUAUGCUCAUGUCGCUUGCAGAUGGAAAGGUAGCAGUGUGUCUCGAAGGCGGUUACAACCUUGCGGCGAUCUCCACUUCGUCGGUGGCCGUAGCAAGAACUUUGAUGGGCGAGCCUCCUCCAAAGAUGGUCAUCCCGAGCAUCAACAGGGAAGCCGCGAGAAUUCUUGCCAAGGUGCAGGCGCACCAGGCACCAUACUGGCAGUGUAUGCGUGCUGGCGUCGUCAACGUACCAGAAGUACAAUCCCUCAACGCCCACAGGCUACACGAUGUCAUCAGGAACGCCCAGAGACAGGUGCUGCUGGAGAAGCACAAUAUGGUGCCUUUGUAUGUGCAGCGAGAGCAGCUGUACAGGUCUUUCGAAAAUCAGGUUCUCGUUACCCCUGACCUACAAGAUGCGAAGAAGAUACUGGUUAUUAUCCACGAUCCCCCUCAGCUUUUGGCUCAACCUGAUGUUGUUGACUCCUCUCUGGAGCCCCAUAACGCCUGGGUGGUGGACGGCGUCACACAAUACAUCGACUGGGCGGUCAGUAAUAAGUUUGGUGUCAUGGACAUCAAUGUCCCAGCAUACAUUACACACGAAGAGGACGCCGAAUCAUACGAAGCUCCAGUUUCGGAGAAAGGCCUUCAGGAGCAGAUGCAGCAAUUGAUGUGCUACCUGUGGGACAACUUCAUCCAGCUGUAUGAUGCAAAUGAGAUAUUCUUGCUCGGCGUCGGCAACGCGUACCUUGGAGUCAAGAUGCUGCUCAUAAACCGAGAUUGCAAAUCCAAAAUCACAGGCAUUGUCAACUUCGCCACGGGUAACCUCCGCCCCGUCAAGUCCGACAUCGACACGGACUUGUCGUUGUGGUACAAGGAAAACUCAAGGGUAUACGUUGCAGGCGACCACGCCUGCUGGACAGACCACGAUUUGACGAAGAAGGUUCACAAGAGACGCUUCGGCACCGUCGUGCGCAGCCAGAUGGUCGGGUUAAAUAAGAUGAUGCAAGAACAUGCUGAGGAGGCGCAGGACUGGAUCAUGGCGCGGGUGCCCGUAGCCAGUGGCGGCGAGACGACUGAAGAGGAAGACAGGUCGCCGUCAUAAGCGACCCUCGGUGCAAUUUCUUAUGUUUCUGGUAGAACUUGCGUUUGUCGUCGCCAGAUCAGGUGGCAACAGGCGUCUUCCGGGGCCCGGAGUCAGGGCGGCAGAGAGUCGGGUGUUGGCUGAAGAAUAUCCUUUAUAUACAGCUCAAGUUGCCUGAAGACAGUUAACGCAAGAUAGGCA
Purpureocillium takamizusanense is the source of this 2786-nucleotide messenger RNA. RefSeq names its product Histone deacetylase (gene HDA1). Bases 366 to 2606 code for a protein of 746 amino acids. Gene Ontology annotation, biological process: chromatin organization. Gene Ontology annotation, molecular function: histone deacetylase activity. Gene Ontology annotation, cellular component: histone deacetylase complex. The transcript is spliced from 6 exons. The record is from RefSeq and is a predicted model, not a curated record. NCBI's taxonomy places the organism in Eukaryota, Fungi, Ascomycota, Sordariomycetes, Hypocreales, Ophiocordycipitaceae.